Torulaspora delbrueckii is the source of this 1248-nucleotide messenger RNA. RefSeq names its product DNA-directed RNA polymerase III subunit C53 (gene RPC53). Lineage: Eukaryota; Fungi; Ascomycota; Saccharomycetes; Saccharomycetales; Saccharomycetaceae. The transcript has a single exon. Bases 1 to 1248 code for a protein of 415 amino acids. The record is from RefSeq and is a predicted model, not a curated record. Gene Ontology annotation, molecular function: DNA binding. Gene Ontology annotation, cellular component: RNA polymerase III complex. Gene Ontology annotation, biological process: transcription by RNA polymerase III.
AUGAGUGGUGAAAGUGGGUCAGGAAGAUUGCCCUCGCUUAGCUCGUCGACUGGUAAGCCAUCGUUGAAGUUUAAGCCUAAGGCUGUGGCGAGAAGAACAAAAGAGGAAAGGGAAGCUAGUGCACCAAAGAUCAAAGCAGAAGAAAAUCCAAAAUCGUUCCAUGAUAAGAAGAAGGAUGGCCGCAAGAAUACAGGUACCAAUAAUCAACAGAGGAGAAUGGCAAAAUUUCUCAAUAAUACUCAUGUUAUCUCAUCGGGUCCACUUGCAGCAGGAAAUUUUGUGAGUGAAAAAGGCAGUGAUAUGAGAAGGGGUUUCAUUAAAAGUGAAGGCGGGAUGUCAUCAUUGGUUCAAACUGGGCUACGAAAUAUUGAUAAUGGAGACACCAUUUCGGAUGAUGAAGACGACGAGGACAAAGAUAAGGAACAUGGAGCGAAGGGCAGAUCGAAAUUCAAUAUGGGGAGAGAAUAUGUAGUGCAUGAAAUACCCGACGACGAUGAUGAGGUUGAAAGUGAUAAUAGCGGAGAGUUAGACGAAGAAGCGUUGCAGGCUAGACGUGUGGAAGAGCUUUUCCCUGUUAGACCACUUCGUAUUAGACAUGACGACCUCGAAGUAGUGGAAAAGAAGGUCCAGGAAGCUUUGUCUGAUGUUACAACUCGUGAAGCUACUCCAGCACCAGGGGUCAAGAGAGAAGAAAAUGAGUUGAAAGAUAUUUUGACAGAACACGAAUCGACUCUCAAAGAAAAACUCAAAAGUUUGAACCUCCAAAAUCAAUUUCAGUCUCUGGAUGAGAACGAGACACUACUAGAGAUGAAAUCUCUGGUUGCUGAUCAGUUUUCAAUAGCGAAGAAGAUAAACAAAUUGAACGAUAAACCCAACAGGUUUAUACUCUUCCAAUUACCAUCUAAACUUCCGCACUUUGAAGAUGUGACACCACAAGCCAAUGAAGACACAGCCAUGCCCGAUGCAUCAGAGGAGACAGAUUCUAAAGAAAAGAAGCAAGAUGCUAGCAAGAAGAACGAACCAGUCCAAGUCUCUCAGGAAGCUCUAACCGGGAAUAUUGGCUCUAUAAGGGUUCACAAGUCUGGUAAAAUUUCGGUGAAGAUCGGCAACGUUAUCAUGGACGUAAGCAGAGGCGCUGAGACCACAUUUUUGCAAGAUGUCGUGGCAUUGAACAACGCGGGAGAGACUCCAUCGAUUGAAGCACUUGGAAGAGUAGAUGGACGAGUAGUAGUUACACCAAGAUUCUAA